Coregonus sp. 'balchen' is the source of this 5779-nucleotide messenger RNA. NCBI's taxonomy places the organism in Eukaryota, Metazoa, Chordata, Actinopteri, Salmoniformes, Salmonidae. The record is from the annotation of a GenBank genome assembly.
AGUAGGACCUAUUUGGUGGACGGCCUGUGUUACAACCACUGGUGAAAAUAACGUGUGUGCUGUCCUUUGCCAGCUACGUUCUCACAAUAAAAUAAAAAUACAAACUUAAAGCAUUGCCUCGACAAUAGCAUCACAUACAUUGGUUCAACUAAAGUAAACUAAGUUAUAGCAUUGUUUUAAGGAAGUAUUCAUCAUGAACCGAAGAUGAUGCCAACCAUUUGUAAGUAGCUAAACUAGUUAGCCUGUCAGCCUGGUCUCAUAGACUAAACAUAACAUAGUAAAUGUAAAUCAGGGAUGAUCAAUUUAAUAUGAUAUGUUAGGUUUGGUAUGGUUACAUAAGACAGAAACCUACUUAAGGCAAAAACGAAAGGAGGUUGGUUGGUCGGGGUGGAUGGGUGGCAACCAAAAUAUUCCGCGUUCGAAUCUCAUAAUGGAUCAUUUUAGCUAAUUAGCAACUUUACACCUACCGACUACUUUUAACUACUUAGCAUGUUAGCUAACCCUUUAACCAUACUUUAACCCCUAGUCUUGCUAAUGUUAGCCAGCUAGAUAACGUUAGCCUCCUAGCUAAUGUUAGCCACAACAAAUUGGAAUUUGUAACAUAUUUAUUUUGCAUAUUCGUAACAUAUUGUAUCUUUUGCAAAUUCGUAGCAUAUUGUAUGAAUUGCAAUUCGUAACAUAUCAUACGAAUUGUAAUGUGUAACAUCAUACGAAAUGGAUGAUGGACAUCCACAAAUUAAUAAAUACCAUACAAAACUUAACAUCAUAGUAAAUGGAGUGACUGAUUUACAUACAGAAUAAUAAGAAAUGCUCAGAGUCUAAUGUUAAGAAAGCAGAAUUUCAGACACGAAGACCACAGCCAACCUUGUGCUACUUGUUCUUCUCCCACAGAACCUACUGCAAUUUGAUCUGCUCUGUCCUUUCUCACAGAACCCUCAUGUUUGGUCCAGUGCCGUGUAGAUUACCAGGAGGCUUCAAAACGUGCAUCCUCCGACCAGUAGCCAGGGUUUUCACCAGCAGCGCCAGAAUGGCCAAGAGCAAGUUCGAGUACGUCCGUAACUUCGAGGCAGACGACACCUGUCUGAAAAACUGUUACAUCGUGGUGCGGUUGGAUGGGAGGAACUUCCACAAGUAAGUAUCUCCAGAGAAUAGCUGGGGGUGUAUAUGCAGUGGCAUCCUCUCCUCUCUUCAGCACUGAAUGAUCUGUGCAGACUGAAUAUGUGGAGAAAAUCGUUACCAUACAAGGGAGUUCCUGUAGCAUUUCACAGUCAAUUGCUUAGUGACCAAGAAGGAAGGGAAGGAGGCAUUUUAUUAUUGAGAUGCUCCCUUGAAGUGGACUGGGGGAACGAGAAUGAGAAGCCGGGUGACAAAUUACCACUAGUGUUAGUAACUGUAGCUCGACCCACUGACUGACUGACUGACUGACUGACCCACUGACUAAUUGAUCCACUGACUGACCGACCCACUGACUGACUGACUGACUGACUGACCCACCCACUGACUGACUGACCCACUGACUGACUGACCCACUGACUGACUGACUGACUGACUGACUGACUGACCCACUGACUGACUGACCCACUGACUGACUGACCCACUGACUGACCGACCCACUGACUGACUGACCCACUGACUGACUGGACCCACUGACUAACUGACCCACUGACUGACUGACCCAGUGACUGACUGACUGAGUGACUGACUGACUGACCCACUGACUGACUGACCCACUGAAUGACUGACCCACUGACUGACUGACUGACUGACCCACUGACUCACUGACUGACCAACUGACUGACUGACCCACUGACUGACCCACUGACUGACUGACCCACUCACUGACUGACUGACCCACUCACUGACUGACUGACCCACUGACUGACUGACAGACCCACUGACUGACUGACUGACCCACUGACCGACUAACCCACUGACUGACUGACCCACUGACUGACUGACCCACUGACUAACUGACCGACCCACUGACUAACUGACCGACCCACCCACCAACUGACUGACCGACUGACCCUGUGUUGCUGUAGGUUUGCAGAGCAGCACAACUUCCUGAAGCCCAACGACGACAGAGCUCUGGGUCUGAUGACGCGCAGCGCCAGGUCUGUCAUGGAGGACCUGGAUGACAUCACCAUCUCAUACGGACAGAGUGACGAGUUCAGCUUCGUCUUCAAGAGGACCUCCAACUGGUUCAAGAGAAGAGCCAGGUAAUAACACACAUGUACAGAGACACACACACACACCACCACACAGACACUCACAAUAAAUGUUUAUUGCAUUUGAGAUUAUUGCAUUACCCCCUUACUUUUCUCAUCUCCUCCCUCUCUCCUCCCUCUCCUCUACCUGCCCUCCUCCAUUCCCCCUCUUCUCCCCCUCCUCCCCCUACAGUAAGCUGAUGACCCAUGUAGCGUCCCAGUUCUCCUCUUCCUAUGUGUUCUACUGGAGGGACUACUUCGGAGACCAGCCCCUCCUCUACCCCCCGGGGUUUGACGGGCGGGUGGUUCUGUAUCCUAGCAACCGCAACCUCCGAGACUACAUCAGCUGGAGGCAGGCUGACUGUAAGUAUACACACACACACACACACACACACUCCUAUCCCCAAAUACAUUGUCCUGUGUGCGUAUGCUUUGAUUACAAUCAAUUUUCUUCCACAUUUCUGGAUCCCUUUCGUAAUCGUGUGUGUGUGCUCUCCAGGUCACGUCAACAACCUGUAUAACACAGUGUUUUGGACGUUGGUGCAGAAAGGUGGACUCACCACUACACAGGCAGAGGACAGGCUAAAGGUGAGACUUACUCCAGUCAGAUUAGCGUAAUUACAGGUGUGGGGGUGUGUCACAGUCUUAAAAUAUCUGCUGUUUUUGAGGUGUGGAAUUUUCUAAGGGGCAUCUGCUUGUUAGUCAUAACUUGUAUAAUUAUUAUGAUAAUAGCUUUAGAAUGGAUGACUACAUCAUGUUGUUUACGUUCACUGAAAACUACCUCAGUAGACCUUUCCAUAUUUAUUUGACCAAGACCUUUAGAUACAGUGCAUUCGGAAAGUAUUCAGACCCCUUGACUUUUUCCACAUUUUGUUACGUUACAGCCUUAUUCUAAAAUUGAUUAAAUAGUUUUUCCCCCUCAUCAAUCUACACACAAUACCCCAUAAUGACAAAGCAAAAACAGGUUUUUAGACAUUUUCGCACAUAAAAAAAAAUAAAAACGGAAAUAUCACAUUUACAUAGGUAUUCAGACCAUUUACUCAGUACUUUGUUGAAGCACCUUUGGCAGUGAUUACAGCCUCAAGUCUUCUUGUGUAUGAUGCUACAAGCAUGGCACUCCUGUAUUUGGGGAGUUUCUCCCAUUCUUCUCUGCAGAUACUCUCAAGCUCUGUCAGGUUGGAUGGGGAGCGUCGCUGCACAGCUAUUUUCAGGUCUAUCCAGAGAUAUUCAAUCAUGUUCAAGUCCGGGCUCUGGCUGGGCCACUCAAGAACAUUCAGAGACUUGUCCCAAAGCCACUCUUGCAUUGUCUUGGUGUGUGCUUAGGGUCAUUGUCCUGUUGGAAGGUGAACCUUUUCCCCAGUCUGACGCCAUGAGCGCUCUGGAGCAUCAAGGAUCUCUCUGUACUUUGCUACGUUCAUCUUUCCCGCGAUCCUGACUAGUCUCCCAGUCCCUGCCGCUGAAAAACAUCCCCACAGCAUGAUGCUGCCACCACCAUGCUUCACCGUAGGGAUGGUGUCAGGUUUCCUCCAGAUGUGACGCUUGGCAUUCAGGCCAAAGAGUUCAAUCUUGGUUUUAUCAGACCAGAGAAUCUUGUUUCUCAUGGUCUGAGAGUCCUUUAGGUGCCUUUUGGCAAACUCCAAGCAGGCUGUCAUGUGCCUUUUACUGAGGAGUGGUUUCCAUCUGGCCACUCUACCAUAAAGGCCUGAUUGGUGGAGUGCUGCAGAGAGGGUUGUCCUUCUAGAAGGUUCUCCCAUCUCCACAGAGAAACUCCAGAGCUCUGUCAGAGUGACCAUCAGGUUCCCUGACCAAGGCCCUUCUCCCCCAAUUGCUGUUUGGCCGGGCGGCCAGCUCUAGGAAGAGUCUUGGUGGUUCCAAACUUCUUCCAUUUAAGAAUGAUAGCGGUCACUGUGUUCUUGGGGACCUUCAAUGCUGCAGAAAUGUUUUGGUACCCUUCCCCAGAUCUGUGCCUCGACACAAUCCUGUCUCAGAGCUCUAUGGACAAUUCCUUCAACCUCAUGGCUUGGUUUUGCUCUGACAUGCACUGUCAACUGUGGGACCUUAUAUAGAAAGAUGUGUGCCUUUCCAAAACAUGUCCAAUCAAUUGAAUGUACCACAGGUGGACUCCAAUCAAGUUGUAGAAACAUCUCAAGGAUGAUCAAUGGAAACAGGAUGUACCUGAGCUAAAUUUCGAGUCUCAUAGCAAAGGGUCUGAAUACUUAUGUAAAUAAGGUAUUUCUGUUUUAAAAAAACCUGUUUUCGCUUUGUCAUUAUGGGGUAUUGUGUGUGGAUUGAUGAGGACAUUUUAUUUAUUUAAUCCAUUUUAGAAUAAGGCUGUAACGUAACAAAAUGUGGAAAAAGUCAAGGGGUCUGAAUACUUUCCGAAUGCACUGUACUUAAUCAAAUCUCUGUGAUGUAUGUCUCUCUCUCUCUCGCGCUCGCUCUCUCUCUCCCAGGGAACUUUGGCAGCAGAUAAGAAUGAGAUCAUGUUUUCUGAGUUUGAUAUCAAUUACAACAAGGAGCCUCUGGUCCACAGGAAAGGAACUGCCCUCAUCUGGGAGAAGGUGAGUUCUCAGGUUGUCUUUAAUGCACCCUAUUCCUUAUAUAUUGCCUCUUGUCAGAAGUAGUGCACUAUAUAGAGAAUAGGAUGCCAUUUCAUAUACAUUCAUAUAAAUACUUCCAGGCUUGUGUGUGAGGGCGGUAAGUAGUGUAGCGGUUAAGAGCUUUGGGGCAGUAACCAAAAUGUUGCUGGUUCGAAUCCCCAAGAUGACUAGCUGAAAAAUCUGUCGAUGUGCCCUUGAGCAAGGCACUUAACCCUAAUUGCUCCUGGGUCACCAUCAAUAAUGGCUGAUCCCUGGCCGUGACCCCCCUCUCCAAGGGUGUCUGGGGGAGUGGGAUAUGGGAAAAAAAGAAUAAAAAAAUCCAACUCAGGUGGAUAUUACAUGUGUGAAAUAGGACAAAUGUAAGCACCCACCUAAUUAUUCUUAUUUAUUAUGAUGGUUAACCCCAUCCUUUGCUUCUCUCUCUCUCAAACUCUCUACCCCCUUCCCUCUGUCCCAGCUGGAAGAAACAGUGACCAAGAGUGUGAAGCUCCCCAACGAGGCGGAGGAGGAGGUGCUAGUAACACGCACCAGGAGGCGUGUCAGUGCCCACCACUGUGACGUCAUAGGGGACCAGUUCUGGGAGGAACACCCCAACAUUCUAGAAGACGACAACUGCUAAGCUGACGGGGAAACAGAACUUUUCCUAGUGGAGCAGAAAACAGCACAGACACUGGCCCUCUGUGGAUAACGUUGAGUUCGUCGUACUCCCAAAUGCUCCUGCUGUGGGAUGGAGAGGGUUGAGAGCUGUUAUGGACUCUGUAUGGACAGAUACUGUUAAUCACUAACUCUUGAUUGGAACAAACUGUUGGCGGUGGCAGUAAAACAAGGUCUUUCAUAACUCAAAACACCAUCAUGCUCUUUGCUCAUGUACUGUAUUCAAAUAUUUUACUGUGAUUAAAUACGGUCUGUCUUUUUAUGUCUGGAACCAUUAAACCAAGAGAGUACUGUUGAUUAUUUACAUUUACAUUUUAG